GUCUGCAGCGGAUGCCUGAUGAAGAGCCCUGCUGACUGACUGGACUUACCAGAGGAAAGAAGAAGAAGAAUGGAUGACAAUGAAGGGACACAGAGCGAGAGCUGGCCAUAAAGUUAGCCAUAAAGAUUGAGAGAUUGAAUGAAACUAGAAUUACCGCUUGUACCAGUUGUAUUUCUCUGCCAACCAGUCACAUUCAUGGGAAUCUUGAACCACCAAAACCUAAUCUGUUCAUCAUUGAGUCCAAGCGGACAAGUUUGAACAAAUUCCCUCAAGGAGUUCCUGACAUAUUGAAUUUAAAAGAAUGGGCCAGACAGACAGACAGACGACCUGAAAACAUAACGCCUCUGGCUGUGGCUAUCGUCGGUGCGGAGGCAUAAAAGUAAAAAUCACUUAAUAUAACUAUUUUAACAAAGCCAUAAAAGAUGAAAAGGAACCAGGAGGAAUUCCUGAAAAGUAGAGGGAAAAAAUUGUGACAGAGAAGAAGAAACAACAAUAAAAAAGGGGUUCAGGAAGAAAGUCAGUGGAAAGGGAGUAACGCCAAGACAGAAAGCAGGGAACACAGUGUGGAUAAGAGAGAGAGAGGAAGAGCGAGAGGAGGAGGAGGAUGCAGCUUGAUUUCACACUACUUCCCACACAGAAAGAGAGAGAGAGAGAGAGGUGAAAGCUACAGAGAGGGUGGGGUGUAGCCACUUCUCCCCUGUCAGAGAAAGAACUUGCUCACUCUUUCUCGUCCCUCUCUUUGCCAUGUGACUGGCUAACGCUUCAGCAGCACUCUCUUUCACUCUCUCCCUCUCUCUCCAUCCUUCGCUCAGCUCACCCUAUGUCUGACUGAGAAGGAAGAAGAAGAAGAAGAGGAGGAGGGAGAGGAAGAAGCAGGAAGAAGACAGAUAGAGAAAAGAAAAGACAGAGGAUGUUCUCCGUUUCAUUGAAGUGCCACUUAGGGGUCAUCAAACGCCGAAUCAAGGAUGAUGGGCCAUAUGGAAAAACAAAAGACAUCUCUGGACCUGAACACAGCAUGGCCUCAAGAAGACACAGUAUACCAGAAGCUCUGCGGGGGGUGACCAUGGUGGAGCUGGUGAAGAAAGAAGGCAGUACAUUGGGCCUCACCAUCUCAGGAGGUACAGACAAGGACGGGAAACCGCGGGUCUCAAACUUACGGCCUGGGGGGCUGGCGGCCAGGAGUGACCAGCUGAACGUUGGUGAUUACAUCAAGUCGGUGAAUGGCAUCAAUUUGACCAAACUGCGGCAUGAAGAGAUCAUCAGCUUAUUGAAAAAUGUAGGAGAGCGAGUUCUGCUGGAGGUGGAGUAUGAACUGCCCCCGACAGCGCCAGACAGCACCUCAGGGGUUAUAUCAAAGACAAUCGACAUCUGUUUGCACAAAGAGGGGAACAGCUUUGGUUUCGUCAUGAGAGGUGGUAUCCAUGAAGACUGGCACAAGUCACGACCCCUAGUGGUCACCUACGUCAGGCCGGGCGGUCCUGCAGACAGAGAGGGCACGUUGCGUCCCGGUGAUCGACUCCUCAGUGUGGACGGCGUGCCGCUGCACAACGCCAACCACAGUGACACCCUCAGUGUGUUGGCUCAGUGUGGCCAGGAAGCCCUGUUCCAGAUAGAGUACGAUGUCACUAUCAUGGACACAGUGGCGAAUGCCUCCGGCCCACUAUUAGUGGAAAUUGCCAAGUCACCAGGGGCGACACUGGGUAUCACGCUGACGUUGGCCAAUCAUCGAAACAAGCAGGUGAUUGUCAUCGACCGGGUUAAACCUGGCAGCGUGGUGGACAGAUGUGGAGCAUUGCACGCUGGAGAUCACCUGCUGUCCAUCGACGGGACGUCGACAGAACACUGUACGGUCCUGGAGGCGACCCAGCUAUUGGCAAGCACAACAGAACUAGUCAAAUUAGAAAUACUCCCCUCCCAUCAAACAAGGCUAACUGGGAAGCAGCACGACACAGUGAAGGUUCAGAAGUCGGACCAUCCCCACUCCUGGGACCCCUGUGUGAACUUCUGUCCCCCGUCAAACUCCUCCAUCUGUAACACAAGCUCCAGCCUCAACAAAUCAUGGACUGCCUCAAACAAUAACACCAUCAACAGCCUCGAAUAUUGCAAGUCUCUGGUUUCUGCCAGUUUCUCCCCCGGCUCUACAACCACAUCGGGCCCCAGUAGCCAGAGCUCCAGUACCCUGCCCAGGCCUACAGUUCCCAUGAGCCCACGCAACUCACUGCUCAAACGACGGCAGAGAAAAAAAGAGCACAAGAGCUCCUUGUCCCUGGCGUCUAGUUCUGUGGGUCCAGGUGGUCAGGUGGUUCACGUAGAGACCAGUGAGGUCAUCUUAACAGGUGAUCCACUCAACGGCUUUGGUGUCCAGCUGCAGGGAGGAAUAUUCGCCACCGAAACACUGUCUGCACCCCCGCUAAUCCGAUUUAUAGAGCCUGACAGCUCUGCAGAGAGGUGUGGCCUGCUGCAAGUUGGAGACCGCCUGCUGUCUAUCAACGGAAUUCCCACAGAAGACGGAACACUGGAGGAAGCCAAUCAGCUUCUUCGAGAUGCGGCACUGACCAAUAAGGUCACAUUGGAGAUAGAAUUUGAUGUAGCAGAGUCGGUGGUGCCUAGCAGUGGUACCUUCCACGUCAAACUGCCGAAGAAAAGAGGAGUGGAGCUGGGUCUCACCAUCAGUGCCAGUAAGAAGCCUGGAGAGCCCCUCAUCAUUUCUGACAUCAAGAAGGGCAGCAUGGCCCACAGAACAGGAACACUGGAGCCUGGUGAUAAGCUGUUGGCCAUCGACAACAUCAGACUGGAGAACUGUUCCAAAGAUGAUGCAGAGCAGAUCCUCCAGCAGUGUGAAGAACUGGUCAAGUUAAAGAUACGCAAGGAUGAAGACAACUCGGAUGAGCAGGAGACAUCAGGCAGCAUCAUCUACACAGUGGAGCUGAAGCGGUAUGGGGGCCCUCUAGGAAUCACCAUCUCAGGCACCGAGGAGCCUUUUGACCCCAUCACUAUAUCUGGCCUAACCAAGAGAGGCCUGGCUGAGAGGACAGGGGCUAUUCAUGUAGGGGAUCGGAUCCUAGCUAUCAACAGCGUCAGUCUUAAAGGCAAGCCUCUGAGCGAAGCCAUCCACCUCCUGCAGAUGGCUGGAGAGACGGUCACCCUCAAGAUCAAAAAACAGCUCGACAAUGUAGAGGAGAGGAAGGCAACCGAGGCAGAGGACACAACAGAGAAUGAGCUUAGUGACCCUGAGGAGAAUGAUUUGACGGACAGCCAACAGACCAGUAAGCUUUCAGAGCUUUACUCCACAACCAUACCCAGCGUGGACUCUGCCAUGGAGUCAUGGGAUGGCUCAGGGCUGGACGCAGGCUACGGCAGCCAGGGUACCUACAGCCAUCAGGCAGCUGGUAUUGCCCUCCAUCCUCAUGAGUGGCAUAGUACCAAGCAGCAGUGCAGUACCACGCCGCCUCCUGGACGCCGAAAGAACUACCCCUUCACUGACGGAGGCUUCAGUGAGGAUGACUGGGACAAACCACCAGGAUUCAUUGGCCAACAACCAGAUGGCAUUCUGUUGGAUCCAGAGGACAGUUUCUGGUGUCAGGCGUUGGAGGAUCUGGAGACCUGUGGCCAGUCAGAACUCCUCAGAGAGAUAGAGGCAUCCAUCAUGACAGGCACAGCCAUCAGUCUGGGUGUAGAUGGUAUGACCAAGCCUUCACCUAUACUGAGUCACAGCAGGAUGAGCGCGUUGCGGAGAAAUCCUUUCCUACAGCAGGGAAACCUGCUCCACCAGGGGGCCCAUCUGCACGAGGAGGCCUGCCUGCAUCAAGACACCCAGCUGCAACAACAGGAGGCCCACCUGCACCAAGAUAACCAGAAUCCUCUCCUCCUCCACGAGCCCAAGCCCAAGGCCUCGUUGAGGGUAUCAGAGCGGACGUGGGAGUCUCGUCGGAUCAAGGAGGAGAUGCAGGGGAUUUUGUCACCAACGCCUCUGGAGCUGCACAAAGUAACAGUGAUAAAGGACCCUGAAAGCGAUGACUUCGGCUUCAGUGUGUCAGAUGGCUUCUUGGAAAAGGGGGUUUACGUCAACAUGAUCAGACCCGAUGGACCAGCUGACCGAGCCGGGCUCAGACCCUACGACAGGAUCCUGCAGGUGAACCACGUGAGGACGAGGGACUUCGACUGCUGCCUGGCGGUGCCUCUUAUCACUGGGGACGGGCUGGAGCUGGUCAUCAGCCGCAACCCACUGGCCAGCGACGACCCAGAGGACAAUAACAACACUUUAGACCACCCACUAGACCUGUAACACACACAUGGAGUCACUCUGUCACACUCAGGCAGGAGACACAAUAACUGGUGAUGAAGUGUAAAUGUACAUCUACUAGAACUGGCCCAAACACACACGUGCAAUAAUUCAGCUUGAACACAGAGACGCCAUAGGACAGCAACACGCACAAACACUUGCAUGCUCACACAGUUGUCCCCUCCCAUUCACACUGGGUUGAGAUGCUGUCAGAGUACGUCUUUCUAUGGGAGCACAGCCACAAGCAGACGAACCACCUGAGCCUCCCCUGACAACUGGCUGCAUGUUGGCCCAACAAAGUCAUUUUAACCAGUUUUGACUCUUUAAACCUUGUUUUACUUAAAACAAACAAAAGCAGCAACUUGAGUGAGAGAAGUUAGUGGAUCGAACCAACGGUUUAUAAAGCGCUUGGUUUUUAGAUUGCGGUCUAUACAGAUGUAGCCAAGAACCUGCUCAAGUACUGCUGCAACUUUCAAGAGUAAAUUUCUGGAAAGUUAAAGGUCAGCACAGUGAUAUGACAAAGAAAACUGGUUUUCAAAAUUUGUGGCACCAUUAUAAGGUCAAGACAGUGAUGUCAUCACAACUGCCAAACAUUUAGUUGAAAUGAGUCACAGUAAAUGGAGGAAAACAAGGGGGAGGAGUUGUGUCCUCAUAAAACAUGGAAAGACAACUUUCUGCAACACACCUGAGCAGCUGUGCUCGUGGGGAUGCCCUGGAGAAAACUGUGGCGCCAACAGAAGAACAUCCUGAAAAGACGUUUUCUUUUCCCCACCUGCUGUGACCACAGCUGUCAGAGCAGUGGGCUCAUCUGAUCACUGGCUCACAAAGUCAAAGCGCAGUAGCUAGUGCACAUACAUUUUAAACAGCAGAGACACAGGUUGAAGUUGUGCACGAUUAGAAACAACAUGCGUAGGUCCGUCAUGGUGCUGUGUAUAACGGCACCAAAUACACUGUGAGCCAUCAGUAUUACUCAGAUCCUUUAAGUAGAAGUAACAACACCACAAUGUAAAAACACUCUGUUACAAGUUAGAGUCCUGCAUCAAAAUGUACUUAAAGU
Monopterus albus (swamp eel) is the source of this 5339-nucleotide messenger RNA. RefSeq names its product glutamate receptor interacting protein 2b (gene grip2b). The transcript has 26 exons. Gene Ontology annotation, biological process: neurotransmitter receptor transport, endosome to postsynaptic membrane. The coding region runs from base 911 to 4285 and encodes 1124 amino acids. Lineage: Eukaryota; Metazoa; Chordata; Actinopteri; Synbranchiformes; Synbranchidae. The record is from RefSeq and is a predicted model, not a curated record. Gene Ontology annotation, molecular function: protein binding.